AUGGCGUCUAAUUCGCGGUUUGCUUCGCCAAAAAGCGUAGAAGAAGAAAUAAAAUUACUUGAGGACUCGACACCGAAAAAUACCGUGUACAAUACUAAGUGGGCACUAAAGAUUUUUGAAGAAUGGCAAACGUCCAGAAAGAAUAAAGACCCGAAGCUAGAAAGUCUUGGCUAUGGCGAAAUAAAUCUGCACGUCGUUGGAAGCCUYGCUGUUAAACUUCUGGACAUGAGUCCAGAAACGAUAAAUUUUUGGCUAAUAAAAUUUAUAGGAGAGGUUAGAAAUCAGAAAGGAGGACGUUACCCGCCUAAAACACUUUAUCUCUUGGUUUGUGUACUAAAUCGAYAUUKAAAGGACAGCAAAAGAGAAGACAAAGCAAACAUUCUCGACAAAUCUGAUAGAAGAUUCACAUUGUUUUGUAAGUCGCUAGAUGCAGAAAUGAAAGACUCGACAAAGCRUGGAAUAGCGAAUCAGUCCAUCAAGGAAAGCAGAGAAGAAAUCACAGAAAAUGAAGAAAAAAUCAUGUGGCAAAAAGGUCUUGGCACCAAAUACUAA
Messenger RNA from Exaiptasia diaphana, 552 nucleotides. RefSeq lists its product as uncharacterized. The record is from RefSeq and is a predicted model, not a curated record. NCBI's taxonomy places the organism in Eukaryota, Metazoa, Cnidaria, Anthozoa, Actiniaria, Aiptasiidae. The transcript is spliced from 3 exons. The coding region runs from base 1 to 552 and encodes 183 amino acids.